GUCAAUGAGAUGCCAUCCUUGCAGCCUUGCAUUUUAUAUGACCGACGAAGAAAUCCAAAAGGGCAUCUUGUAUCCAUCUAUCGAUAGUUUUUAUGGUUUAGCUGGGUAUGCUACCAAUGUAUCAUUUGCCUGUCACAAUCAUCAGGACGCAAUUUGGAAAACUUGAUAUCUUGGUCAAUAAUGCCGCAAUUACUGGAGUCAUUACGAACCAUCAAUGUUUCGCUAGAGCUGUUGAACGUUUUGGAGAUUGGCCAGUUGGGGAGCAAGUCUGGAACGAGAUUAUUACGAAGCAAACCCAUGAGCUGGCAGAAGACUGCCUGAAAACGAACUAUUAUGGUAUGAAAGGAAUGGUUGAAGCACUUGCUCCCUUCCUCCAGCUAUCUGAUUCAGCAAGGAUUGUGAACAUUACCUCUUAUCUCGGAUUAUUGAAGCUUAUGUCCAAUGAAUGGGCCAAAGGAGUGUUAAGUGAUGGAAACCUCACAGAAGAGUGAGUGGAAGAAGUUUUGAGCCAGUUUCUUAAAGAUUUUAAAGAUGGAACGAUGACAACCAAAGGGUGGCCAACUUAUUUGGGACCAACUGCUUAUUCUAUCUCAAAAGCAGCUGUGAAUGCCUACACUAGGAUACUAGCCAAGAACUACCCCAGUUUCUGCGUCAAUUGUGUUGCCCCAGGGUUUGUCAAAACGGAUAUCACUGGCAAUGCUGGCUACUUAACUGCUGCAGAAGGGGCAGAGUAUGCAGUGAGAGUGGCCUUGCUACCCAUUGGUGGUUCUUCAGGCCUAUUAUUAGAUCGCCAAGAAGUUUUAAAUUUUUGAAGGAAAUGAUUAAUGAUCCAUUACAACUUGGUCAAUGACCGAAAUGUUCCUAUUUCUCCUAUGUAGGUUCUGCAAUUCCAAAUUACAGCUCUUAAUAAUACAGAAAAGACAACAAAA
Durio zibethinus is the source of this 929-nucleotide messenger RNA. The record is from RefSeq and is a predicted model, not a curated record. NCBI's taxonomy places the organism in Eukaryota, Viridiplantae, Streptophyta, Magnoliopsida, Malvales, Malvaceae.